CUCACAGACGCCAUAAUGGGACAGAUAAAAUGAUGCGAUGUCUAUCUAAGUCUAUGGGCUUUUCAAGACGCGCCAUCUUUGCUGUCACCGCGUAUAGUUCCUCGCUUUCAGCGCGCACUAAUCACUGAUUGGAUAGCCUGAUGCGCGUUGCAGCGCAAUUCAGCGGGGACGAAAACAACGCUCGCUCCAAUUUACGGGGCGUGACAGCUGAACAACAACAAUCAAGCUUCCGGUUUCUCAUUCUUAGUAGAGAAUUCACCAGCAUGUUCUUGUGAGCGUAAAAUCGCACAAUCAGCAAGUUUAUGUAUAAUAGAUUUACGUGUACACUAGGUACAUUUUAUUAUUUUGUUUGUCACGGAAUAAGAGCACUGAAAGAGCUAUUACUGACUUUGAUACACCACUUUAUUUGACCAUUACACUGCGGACAACUUCCAAUACGGGUUAUUAUGAGCGAAGGAGAGUUAUUCCAUGAGAAGCAGCGACUGGAGUUGUGCGCCAUUCAUGCUCUGAACAACGUGCUGCAGGAGCAAGUGUUCACCAAGGAGGCGGCAGAUGACAUAUGCAAGCGGCUAGCUCCACAAUGUGUGGUGAACCCUCACCGCUCGAUGCUGGGCACAGGGAACUAUGACGUCAACGUCAUCAUGGCUGCCCUACAGAGCAGAGGGUUGGCUGCAGUAUGGUGGGACAAACGCAGAUCAGUACAGAGUCUCUGUGUUGACAAGGUCCAGGGGUUCAUCCUGAAUGUUCCGUCACGUGUCUCUCUCGGAAUUGUGUCCCUCCCCGUCAGGCGGCGGCACUGGCUUGCAGUGCGCCAGGUUAAUGGACACUACUACAACCUCGACUCCAAACUAAAGAGUCCUGUCUGCAUCGGGAACGAAGCAGAUCUCCGUACAUUUCUCAGUGAACAGCUGUCUCCGGACGUGGCAGAGAUGCUCCUGGUUGUGAGGAGAGAUGUGGAGGAGUACGGAACCUGGCUGAACUCUGAUGACCUCAGGAAGUGAUUCCUCUGGCCUGGGCAUUCAUUCAUUCAGCAUGGGACUCAAACUCCUGCUCUACUCUGGAAAAACAAAUAACAUUUAGGAAAACGAGACGCUUAACAAAAAGGACAUCUUUCAGGAAAUGUAUUACUGGUCGCUGAGGAGUGUGGGCACUCUUACACACACGAAGUUCCAAAGAGAAUUUAAGAUGACGAGGGAUUUCUGUCCCAAAUGGCUUGUUUGUAACAGUUUACUGGCCGUUGUUUGGAUUGCUACACUACAGCUGCAUCUAUACCCUCUUUCCUUCUCUCUCUUCCUACUUACGCAUCUAUGCACUGCACUGUCGAGGUAGACCAGUUAGAACUGGUUUGUAUUUUAGUUAUUCUAUGCACCGAGGAGGUACUGGAUGUCGUGUUGACAACCGACUGUGUGUAAAUAAUACUUCUAUGUUCUUGUGUUCUGUCUGCGUCUCUAUCUAACUAUGCAUAUCCAAGUGAAUGGGAGCACUGUCUUUCUGUUACACACGCUCAAACUAUAAACACACAGACUCUGAGGAUAUGAAAAUAAAGAAAAUGUGUGUUAUUUAUAUGUAAGAAUGUGUUACGUGUUGUCUUUCAGUAUGCAUACACAUUCUUUCAGAGGUUUAGCAGUACAGUUCAUUCACAGUUUAGUGAUUUACACAAGUAAUGCCAAAAUGUAUUCAUUGUUACUAUUUUAUUUAUAUUAGACUCUGGAGUGAAAAAGGAUGCCAUUCAAAAGGAGCAUUGAUUAUACCUUACAAACGCAAUUCAAAGGUUAACAAGGUCAGUAGGCAAGGACGGGGUUCAAUGAAAUCUCUGACAUACCAUAUUUAUAUACAUAACAUCCUAUAGAGACCUCAGAAACCCACUGCUAUAUAGAUAGUUAUUGCUAUUUACGGUAGGGCUACUGCAGCACCAGUGGCAGGAGUUUUAUUGCUAUGUGCCUGCUGUCAUUGCAUGGGAUUUGUAGUUCUCUAACGGUCUCGUGGCUGGGAGUUGUAGUUCUCCAUUCAACCUACAGAGAGGGUACUAUAGCCCUCUCUUGAAUGUUCUUUUUAAGUGCAAAGUUUCAUGAUUAUUUAGAUUAGGGAUGGGCAACUCCAGUCCUUGGGGACUUGAUUGGUGUCACACUUUUGCCCCAGCCCCAGCUAACACACCUGACUCCAAUAAUCGACUAAUCAUGAUCUUCAGUUUAGAAUGAAAUUAGUUUAAUCACCACUCCAGCCCCCAAGGACUUGAGUUGCCCAUCCCUGAUUUAGAUAUAUUCAACAGUGAAAUGUACAGUAUAGUAUCAGAAGGUAAUACAAGAGAGAUA
This is a messenger RNA of Coregonus clupeaformis (lake whitefish), 2312 nucleotides long. Its product is annotated as josephin-2. The coding region runs from base 447 to 1001 and encodes 184 amino acids. Gene Ontology annotation, biological process: protein deubiquitination. The transcript is spliced from 5 exons. Gene Ontology annotation, molecular function: cysteine-type deubiquitinase activity. The record is from RefSeq and is a predicted model, not a curated record. NCBI's taxonomy places the organism in Eukaryota, Metazoa, Chordata, Actinopteri, Salmoniformes, Salmonidae.